Molecule: messenger RNA, 1320 nt
Organism: Ylistrum balloti
Lineage: Eukaryota; Metazoa; Mollusca; Bivalvia; Pectinida; Pectinidae
Exons: 9
Coding region: 1-1320 (439 amino acids)
Biological process (GO): methylation
Molecular function (GO): S-adenosylmethionine-dependent methyltransferase activity
Source: RefSeq, a predicted model, not a curated record
AUGGUGGUGGGCGUGUCUUUGCUUCUAAACAAGGGAGAUUUUAAAUCCGAAUCAGAAAUGAUCUUACUGUUGUCCAGAGAAGGAACUAAGAGCAGAAGCCAUCGAGAAAGAAAGCGAAGAACCCGAAGGCUUUGUUUACCGGAUCCGUGGGCCUCCAUGGAAACGGAGAGUAGUCCAACUACAGUGUUACGUUGUUCUUGUUUUCGUUUUAGUAAUUUUCCAACGAUGAAGAUGAAUACGAGGUUUAGCAGGGAAAUGCACGAUAUGUACAAUGUCCAUGGUCACGCUGGCAAUCUUUGUAGGGAGUCGAUAUUGGACGGUAUAAACAAAAUAAUUUGCUCAAGAUCAAAAUGUCAGUCGGCGCAGCCUAUAAGCGUGGCCGAUUUCGGGACUGCCGACGGCGUGGCUUCUCUUGAUCUCGUCAAGGAAAUUAUAGCGACAAUACAAACAGAAUUAGGGAAGGAACAAGCCAUUAUCGUGUAUUAUAACGAUCAACCGAUGAACGACUUUAAUCUUCUGAGCAAAGUUAUUCUAGGCGAUGGUCCGGGUUCGGGAGUAAUGGUUACCGGCAAUGUGUAUCCGAUGGUUAUACCUAGAACUAUGUAUAAACAAUGUCUCCCAAACAACUCCCUUGAUCUGGCCAUGUCCUCAGUGGCUACGCACUAUAUGUCUACACAGGUUUGCCAAAUAAAAGAUGGAGUAUUCGUGGAAGAGGCAGAUGACAGCGAACAAAGAUUGAUGAGAGAGCAAGCAAAAACAGAUUGGAGAGCUUUUGUGAUAUCACGGGGACGGGAACUGAAACCUGGAGGUUACCUUGUUACACUGAACACAUCAUUAGACGAGAAAGGAAACAGUCCAACACUCAAGGACAAUGGAAAAGUCAUAAUGGGGGACACUGUGUCCGAAUUAGCGAAAGAAGGCAUCAUAACACAGGAAGAAUAUCUUGGCAUGAACUACAAUGCUUACUAUGUGAGAUCAGAAGAAGAUUUUAAAGAGCCAUUUACAAGUGCUUUACCAGAUGUAGAGAGACUUGGUUUGGAGCUUGUGUUGAUAAAACACUAUUUACAAAGUCCUUUACCUGAUAUUGUAAACAAAGAUGAAACAGAGAAGCUUGAAUAUUCCCAUAAAUUAGUCGCCAUGGUCUAUCCCUGGAUGUAUCAUGUUAUUUAUGGAGGGUUGUCUAAAUCCAGAACCGAGGAGGAGAAAGAGAUGAUAAUUGAUCAAUAUUUUCACAGAUUACAGACUUAUGCGUUUGAUCAUUCUGAUAACAAACUGUACCCCAGCUUUACACAAGUUGUCAUAAAAAAGAAAAUCAUGUAA